Molecule: messenger RNA, 821 nt
Organism: Culex pipiens pallens (northern house mosquito)
Lineage: Eukaryota; Metazoa; Arthropoda; Insecta; Diptera; Culicidae
Product: gametocyte-specific factor 1 homolog
Exons: 1
Coding region: 31-786 (251 amino acids)
Source: RefSeq, a predicted model, not a curated record
CAACAUUCACAGCUAAUCCAAGCCACCACCAUGUCACUCGUCGAAGAUCUGCUCUUCUGUCCGUACAACCGUGCCCACCGCAUUCGGCCGGACGCCAUGCCGAAGCAUCUGUACAAGUGCCGCCGGAACCACCCCAAGACGAAGCUGGUGAUCUGUCCGUUCAACACGAUCCACCACGUGCCUGGCCCGGAGCUGACCGCGCACAUCGCCGACUGUUCCGACCGGGCAGCGUUCGAACUGUACAAGUACUGCAUCACCGACGGAUCGCGGCAAAGUCACACCCCAACCGCCCAGGAACCGGAACUGAUCUACAACAACGAACCACCACGACGCAGUCUUACGCCAGAGUCCGGCUUUGGUGAAGCGGAAGAAGCGACUGGACGAAGUCUCCAGGAUGAUGACGAGUGCUGGGAUGAAAGUGCGGUUCCGGCUUACAAUCCGCAUGCGUACUGCAAAAGUGCGAACGUGAUUCGUAAGGCCACUAAUAUGAAGAAAUCACAGAAGCGUGAGUUCUAUCAAGCGGAACGGGAACGACUCAACGGCUGGAGAAGUGGCUCGACCAGCUCGGAAUCGGAUGAUGGAUGUCGAGAGGCGACGACACUUGCUGGGGCUGAUGAAUGGUGGGAUGAUGAGGUCGUACCGGCUAAGGACAUUCAGGUGGUACCCAAAAGAACUACAUCGGAAAAGAAGCAGGUUCAUCGUUCUGAUCAGCAACUGAAGAAGGAGAUGGAUAAUAUGAGCGUGUCGUUUGCACAGACAUUGAAAAUGAAUCAGAAAUCAAAAUAAUUUAAGAAUCUUGUAUUAUAUUAGAAUUUGGAAAA